AUGGGGAACACCCAUGCUGAGAAUGUUCCCUCAUUAGAUCUAGCUUUCACCUGUAACAUUAUCAUGGCAGCUCGAAAAGCAACACAAAAAGUGCUUGUUUUUGGUACGGUAGUUGGUGGUGCUCUUGCCGCUUAUAUCUACAUGAGAAGAAAGCCAAAAUUUAUUUUUGAAACAGUUGGUCCAUCAGAUCCUAAGAAAAAAGUAGAAACACUCAUGGCUGUUGGUGGUCUUGAUCCAAAUAGUUUUCGUUCAAUAACAUUGACAAAUAUUCGUAAUGUUAAUCAUAAUACAAAAUUUUUUACAUUUUCAUUUGAUGAUCCAAAAUCUUUAUUAAAUAUGAAAAUUGCAUCAUGUACAAUGUUAAAAACAAAUAUUGAUGGUAAAGAUGUUGUUCGACCCUAUACACCCACAACUCGUCCAAAUACACAAGGUUAUCUCGAAUUUUUGAUUAAAUAUUAUCCACAAGGUAUAAUGUCAAAAUAUAUACACAAUAUGAAAAAAGGAGAUAAAAUUGAAAUUAAAGGACCAAUUCCAAAAUACGAUUAUCAUGCAAAUAAGUUUCAAAAUUUGGCUUUAAUUGCUGGUGGUACAGGAUUAACGCCUAUGAUACAAAUGAUUGAAGAAGUUUUAUUUAAUUCAUCAGAUAAAACUAAAAUAACAUUUCUCUAUGCCAAUUCAUCAUUUGAUGAUAUUCUAUUGAAAGAUGAUCUUGAUAAAUUGGCACAAAAAUAUCCCGAUCAAUUUAAAUGUUAUUAUACAACUGAUAAAUUUGCUAAUAAAGAUCAAAAAAAAUCAUGGAAAGGUGAAACAGGUCAUAUAACAGCAAAUAUGUUGAAAAAAUUACUCCCGAUGCCAAGUAAACCCGAUGAUGAAAGUCUUCUGGUUAUGGUUUGUGGUCCACCAGGAUUUAUGAAAUUAAUUUCUGGUGAAAAAACACCGGAUUAUAAACAAGGUGAACUGUCUGGUCUAUUGAAACAAUUGGGUUUUACAGAAAAAAAUGUAUUCAAAUUUUAA
Didymodactylos carnosus is the source of this 1014-nucleotide messenger RNA. The record is from the annotation of a GenBank genome assembly. Lineage: Eukaryota; Metazoa; Rotifera; Eurotatoria; Philodinida; Philodinidae.